Molecule: messenger RNA, 1229 nt
Organism: Poecilia latipinna (sailfin molly)
Lineage: Eukaryota; Metazoa; Chordata; Actinopteri; Cyprinodontiformes; Poeciliidae
Product: shematrin-like protein 2
Exons: 2
Coding region: 274-816 (180 amino acids)
Source: RefSeq, a predicted model, not a curated record
AAUUUAGACCAAAUUAGAAACAAACUUUGCCUCAGUUGCUCUCGCAGGUAUUUAAGAGCGACGUCGUCGUUCCAGCAGCUUACCGCUCGCCCGGCCAAUGAGCAUCAGCGACACCGGUCCACCUGACGGAGAUCGUUAGGAGGAUAACAGGCUGGCCGUGAUUCAGACUUUCCUUCAGACGGUCAGAGGAGCAUCAGCCGGGCGAAAGUCUCCAGAAACAAAGCGCGACGUCUGAACCGAGUUUCUACCACAACUAACAGCUGACAGACCAAGAUGAACCUGCAGAAGCUCCCCGCCACCUUGUCCCUCUGUCUGCUGCUGCUCUGCGCCCUGCUGCCCAGCUCUGAGGCGCGUCGCGGCCGCGGAGGCGGUGGCUUCGGUCGGGGCGUAGGAGGAGGAGUCGGUGGCGGCGGCUACAGCCGUGGAUGGGGCGGUCAGUCCUACAGACCUGCACCUGUCCAGGUCCAGAGAAGUGGUCCGAGUGCGGGGAAAGUAGCCGGAGCGGCAGCUGCAGGCGCAAUAGGAGGAGCGAUGAUUGGGUCAGCCCUGAGCCGUCCCGGGUAUGGAUACGGGUACGGAGGGUAUGGAGGUUAUGGGGGAUAUGGCGGUUAUGGUGGAUACGGGGGUUAUGGACCGGGGUAUGGCUCCCCUCAGUUCGGAGGCGGCUACCGUCCAAGGCCCGGCUAUGAGCCUGAGGGUUCUGGAGACAUGGAGUACUACGCUGCAGCGUCCAGUGGGCCCAUCUACAACAGCAUAGUGGUCGUGAUUGGCUUUAUAACUUCCCUGAUGCUGGGAAACUGGGUGGCUGCCAUGUAGAGCUGGAGGCCAAGCUGAGAUCCAAACAAAAAUAAAUCAACAAAUUCAUCCUGAGAAUAAAGAGGAACGUCUUAAAAACUAAUCUCCAGCCCUUGAAGAUCGUCAUCAGGGUCCCUGAUUCAUCCAACAGGACGUCAUCCAUCAGAAUGAGAAAGAAAUCCUCUUCAGCAUCUCUGAACCCAUUUUAUUUAUGAACUGUUGCCACUGCAUCCCACUGCAGCUGCGCUUCCAUUGACCACAUAAUGGCACAACUUGACAUUUUGAAAAUAAAUUUACUAAAAGGAAAGACGACAAUUUAUGUUUCAGCGCUAAGAUGAAGUGGGUAAUUUUGGCCAUGUUUUAACAAAACUGCAACGGAAAAAACAACCAGAUAUUGCGACAGGCGAAAACCACGAAGAAGACAACAGGAAGUA